ACUGAAGAAGAGAAACGACGUAAUUUACCAAUUGUUAUGCCAAAUUUUGAUCGACAAACUUGUAAUAUUUCACAGUCACAAUUAUCAUUUAUUGAUUUCUUUUUAAAAGGAAUGUUUUCAGGAUUUGAUUGUAAGUUCUUGGCAAAUUUCUGA
This is a messenger RNA of Schistosoma turkestanicum, 153 nucleotides long. Lineage: Eukaryota; Metazoa; Platyhelminthes; Trematoda; Strigeidida; Schistosomatidae. The record is from the annotation of a GenBank genome assembly.